AUGAGUCUAAUCUACCUUAGACUUGUCUUUCUUUUGCUGGUGCUCGACUCAAACAAGAGCUUCGCGGGGCCAUUACCUGUGUCGACCUUGUCGCCCGUGUCGCCAGCAAGUCUAGCAAGUCUAGCAUCGAAUGAAAGCACCCAUAAUAGUCUGUCUGGCACAGACUCUGCAGCGUUUGGAACCAGAAGUACGGCAUUCGAGAACACUUCAGGACCUACCACUAGAACAUCUUCUGAAAGUGCGCCGUUCUUUAGUUUAUUAUUCGGCGGUCCGACGUCCGCUCCGCCGCCUCCAUUUGGAACAGGAUCCCCUAUAUCUACACUAGUAUCGCCGCUGGAGUCGGCAUCCACAGCACCAACACGUGUACCUUUGGGAACAGGUGCUUCUACGGGCGAAGCACAGCCUACGCCUUUGACGACCCAGGAAACUCUUUCUCCCACGGGAAGCUCGCUCAAGAGCACCGUGACAUCGGUUGUAUCUGGCAAAACUGAUCUGGUUGCUGUUCUGUUUGGUGGUGCCUUCGCUACUCCUAUGGUUCUGCCAUCGCCGGCCACAAAGAAGCUCGAUGCAACUGGCACGGCCGCAGUGGCGAGCGCAAGUGCCUUCUCUGAUCAGAUGGCGGGUAUCUUCCCACAGAUCGAGGCUUUCAUUAAUAAUCCGGUGAAGUCUGAGGCAGAUGGUGCCACCAAGGCCAUUGGAGGAGCUUUGUCGGCUGGAGCUGGUCUCCUCGGUAGCCUUCCGGGAGGUGGAGGGAAGUCUGGGGGUGGUGGGGGAGGUGGUGGAUGUGGAGGCAAGCGUCGCCGAGAUCUACAUCGUAGAGGACUACUGGGUGAUAUUCUUGGUGCGGUCAGUUGUGUGGUUGAGGGUGCGAAGGAAAUCGGCAAUACGAUCGAGGGAGGCGUGAAGGGAACCGAAUCGGAGCUGGAGAACGCGGCCAAAGAAGUCGCGUCGCAUCUGAAGAACUUGAAGCCCGAAGUAGCAGCUCUUAAGAACAUUGGCCCUGCCGACGAGAACGGCGAACCCUCCAAAUCGGAUUCGAAGCAUACCUCUACAAGCAAAUCUAAAUCGUCUACCGCUUCAACGGCCUCUUCAAGCUCUUCCUUGCACCCAAGAAAUGUGAAUCGCGGAGAAGCCUGCAGUCGUACCUGUUCUGCAGUUACUUUUAAAGGCUGCAAGACUGUUUCGCCAACCAUUACUUCCUCGACGGUCACGGUAUCACCGUCUAGCCACCCAGUCUUCUGUGGCAUAGCUAAUCCCCAGUGCCUGUCCAACAAAUUAACUCCCCCGAAGGGUCCUAUCGCAAAAUGCAAAGACUGUUUGACGGACUCGCACUCCAUGGCGUACAUUGCUCCAAGCACGCUUACAAAAUUGCCCUCGGGCGCGGAGGUCAGCAAGAGGUCAGGUCCUACAAUGCCUUCGCAUCCACUAGAUUUCCAGAUUCACGCAUCGAAAAUCAAUGAGAAAGCACCUAGUGAACCGACUCCUGCCACUCCUAGCGAUUCUAAGGUGUUAGAUCCUUCGGUAGCUAUGAAUCUAACAGCGCGUGCUAUGCCUCGCCCGGAACAUUUUUACAGCCAAGACCAGUUUCUGUUCUCCGAGUUAAGCCAGGCGAAAAUGGUUCCUCAUGGUGGACGCAUGACCAACGGCAAGGAUCUCGCAGCGUCGACUGCUAUAACGAGGGAGUUCCUUAACCAGCCAGUGAAGCUGGGAGUAGUCAACCUUUAUGGGUGCACUUCUGUCAUCGUGGCGUCCAGUCGAGGUGUUUGGCAAUCCCAUUUUUGGGAAAUUGGGUCGUUCAUGAUGAACAAGGGCGACAAUGACGAAGAAAUAUUAUUCUCAGAUUUGUAUUUUGACGAGGACCAAUUUACCAAGGACGUGCUAGACGCAUUCGACCGGGGCAGUACGUGGGAUCCAAACCAAAGUGACCACGGGGUUCGCGUGCACGCCCAACCUGGAGGAAUAUUCGCCAAAGAGUACGACCCAGAGGUUGUAAUCAUCACUCCACGAGAUAGAGAUAUAGGCGAGGAAGGCUUUGUAGAGUUCCCUAUUCAAGUUGGCCAAAUCAAAGACAAGAUCAACGAGAUCUUUGGAUGGAACUCCAACGAAAAUCGCCCACGUGUCGUCGAAUACGAUUCUCUACCUGGAGCAGACCCGGCCGUCCAAGACCCCUCGAAUCCUCAGGGUUUUUCCUGGCCCCAGGGUAAGGCCCUCUUCCAGUACGACCCAUUAGAAGCCAUAGAGGAGGAUACCAACCUUUUUGCAUACCCCGGUUGCAAUCCGGAUCAGCAGCUGGCAGCGUUUCAGAUUUGGGUCGAAGACCAGCCAACUCCAGUUCUCAGGAAAAUGUGGCCAGCUUUGCCCGCCCAGUUGCAUCCAGAAAUGGCCCCUCACCGCAAAAGAGCAGACGCUCCUGCGUGUACUAAGCCGAACCCGAAGUCAGCACCCGCGACACCAUCAGCCACAUUGAAGCCUUCCACUCCGAUUACAAAAUCGAAGUUAGCACCCUCGAGCACUGUGUCUCCCUCGACGGCCUUGAAGCCAUCGCAUUCUUCGUCAACUUUGCUUCCAAAAGUCUCGCUGUCAUUAGGGGUACCAGUCCAAGGAGGGCAUCACUCUACGACUCGGCCGACUUCGACGCCAUCUCCAGCCCAUCCACCUCCACCACCUCCUGCAUACCAAACAGGCACCUGCAAACUUCGCAUCAAAGAGUGGAAGGAAGCUCCCGCCGGCAAUCCAUAUGUGAACUGGGACAUCGCCAUCACCGACAACGGUGGGAAGGAGCUCUUCAACAAAACCUCGCGAUCCGAAUUAGGCGAUACCAUGGCCAUCGAAAAGGCUGACAGCAAGCUCCCUUACUCCGUCUUUGUCGAAUUCUUGAAGAAUACUAAAAGACCCAGCGCCCACAAGCGAAACAUCUGGAAGCGCACCCUGGAGCGAUUCACCAGGAAUCCCGUUCUCAUUCCGAAGGACGAGAAAACAUACAAGACCUGGCCUAUCGAGAUCGAGGCAGGGAGUUUCAUCUUUGAUUCUUGGGAUCAGGGUAGCAAGUUGCCGAGCUGCAGUGCUUGGAAACUUGACGACAGUGAUGAAAAGAAACCAACUGCUCUUGGGUGUGCUGAAGAGCGAGAUCAUGACGACGCUGGCGCCGUAGAGGCUUAA
This is a messenger RNA of Mytilinidion resinicola, 3159 nucleotides long. RefSeq lists its product as uncharacterized. The transcript is spliced from 6 exons. The record is from RefSeq and is a predicted model, not a curated record. The coding region runs from base 1 to 3159 and encodes 1052 amino acids. NCBI's taxonomy places the organism in Eukaryota, Fungi, Ascomycota, Dothideomycetes, Mytilinidiales, Mytilinidiaceae.